CCAGUGUCAGUCCUGGAGAGAACGGCGGUGGCGGGGCUGGUAGCCCGGCAGCCGCAGGUGGGGCCUCGGGCGCUGGCGGACGAACCAAGCCGCAGAGCCCCGGAGCCCCCGUAACCCGUGCGGGGAGCGCCCAGGAUGCCGCGCGGGAACUCUGAGCAGGUGCGCUACUGUGCGCACUUCUCUUACCUCUGGCUCAAGUUCUCACUUAUCAUUUACUCCACCGUGUUCUGGCUGAUCGGGGCCCUGGUCCUGUCCGUGGGGAUCUAUGCAGAGGUCGAGCGGCAGAAAUAUAAAACCCUCGAAAGUGCCUUCCUGGCUCCGGCCAUCAUCCUCAUCCUCCUGGGCGUCGUCAUGUUCAUGGUGUCCUUCAUUGGUGUGCUGGCAUCCCUCCGUGACAACCUGUUCCUUCUCCAAGCAUUCAUGUACAUCCUGGGGAUCUGCCUCAUCAUGGAGCUCAUUGGUGGCGUGGUGGCCUUGAUCUUCCGGAACCAGACCAUUGACUUCCUGAAUGACAACAUUCGAAGAGGAAUUGAGAACUACUAUGACGAUCUGGACUUCAAAAACAUCAUGGACUUUGUUCAGAAAAAGUUCAAGUGCUGUGGCGGGGAGGACUACCGAGACUGGAGCAAGAACCAGUACCAUGACUGCAGCGCUCCCGGCCCCCUGGCCUGCGGGGUGCCCUACACCUGCUGCAUCCGGAACACGACAGAAGUUGUCAACACCAUGUGUGGCUACAAAACUAUCGACAAGGAGCGCCUCAGUGUGCAGGAUGUCAUCUACGUGCGGGGCUGCACCAAUGCCGUGCUCAUCUGGUUCAUGGACAACUACACCAUCAUGGCGGGCAUCCUCCUGGGCAUCCUGCUUCCCCAGUUCCUGGGGGUGCUGCUGACGCUGCUGUACAUCACCCGGGUGGAGGACAUCAUCAGGGAGCACUCCGUCACUGAUGGGCUCCUGGGGCCAGGUGCCAAGUCCGGUGUGGAGGUGGCGGGCACGGGCUGCUGCUUGUGCUACCCCAGUUAGGACCCAACCUGGGAUGGCAGCUCCAGCAAGGACCGUCUGGGACAGCACCUCUCACUCAGUCCACGUCAUGGGGCUGGACAGGGCUGUGGGCCCUCUGCCCACACUCAGGACUGACAACAGCCAGGGCUCUUAGUGUGUGUGUUUUUGUGUGUGGGGGGUCCCACAGCCGCCGCUGCCUCCCCAGGGAGCGGAGCCUGGGCCUCCCUUUAAAGACUUACCCAAGGCGGCUCCGGAAUCUGUGCCCACCUGCGGCCUGGGGAAUGAGGCCCUCUUCUUCCGGCCUGGACUGCGGGGGAGGGGAGCCUGGGGCCCAUUUCAUCUCUGGCAGUGCCUUGGCCUGAGGUAUUCAAGGCAGUUUUGUAGCACUUGUAACCCUGGAGAGGGGAGGGGAAGGUGCCCCUGGGGCAGGAGGGAAGGGCUGUUCCCGCCGCCACGCCCAUGGCCAGCCUGGCCUCUUCUCAGCCUCCCAGGUGCCUUGAGCCCUCUUAAGGGCAGCUGCUUCCUUGAUCCUAGUUUUUUACGUGAUUUUUGUAACAUUCAUUUUUUUUGUACAGAUAACAGAAGUUUCUGACUAAUCAAAGCUGGUAUUUGCCCUCAUGUCUUAUUCUUGCCCUUCCCCCAACCAGUUUAUUAAUCAAUAAAAAUGCGAUUUUUUUU
This is a messenger RNA of Cebus imitator (Panamanian white-faced capuchin), 1677 nucleotides long. It is a transcript of the gene TSPAN15, whose product is annotated as tetraspanin 15. Gene Ontology annotation, cellular component: membrane. Bases 136 to 1020 code for a protein of 294 amino acids. The record is from RefSeq and is a predicted model, not a curated record. NCBI's taxonomy places the organism in Eukaryota, Metazoa, Chordata, Mammalia, Primates, Cebidae. The transcript is spliced from 8 exons.